This is a messenger RNA of Anopheles cruzii, 2855 nucleotides long. RefSeq names its product protein GPR107. NCBI's taxonomy places the organism in Eukaryota, Metazoa, Arthropoda, Insecta, Diptera, Culicidae. Bases 11 to 1783 code for a protein of 590 amino acids. Gene Ontology annotation, cellular component: Golgi apparatus; membrane. The record is from RefSeq and is a predicted model, not a curated record. Gene Ontology annotation, biological process: transport. The transcript has 8 exons.
GAUAUCUACAAUGUGCUGGGCUUCCGCUAGGAAGCUGUCAGCUUUAUCGGUGUUUACCAUCGUCCUGUUUGUUACAGCGGUUCACGCCAGGCGUCAUCAUUUGGAAGUGCGGGAUGACUUCAGGCGCUACAUUCUACUUAGCACGUUCGGCUUCUAUGCCGGCGGUGUGCUGGAUGUUCAAGUAUCUCAGUUUCGAGUGGAUCAUGGAACAGAAAGCAAUUUGUUUGGGCUGUCGCUGGACAAAACGAUGUCCGACUCGAUGAACCCGUAUCUUGAUUCGCAUCAGGAUAAGUGCAUCCUUACCGAACCGGUAACUGCACAGAGCAAUGGACCGAUCGUGUUCUUCAAGAUGGAUUUAAACCAAAAUGUGGUUAAUGUAAGCUGUUCGAAAGAUUGGCAUAACAUACACUUGUACAAGGAUCGUAGUAGAGUGCCUGCGCUACGUUCGAAACGUGAAUCGUUCGCGAAGAUGAGUGACUCGAAGCUAGUUUACAUGCAGCGUCGACGACGCCGUGGGAUUCUCGAGGACUCUAUCGCUGCCGAUGGUAGUAGCGUUGAUGCACCGGUCGGAAGGGAAACAGACGGUGAAAGUGCAGCAAUAAUUUGCAGCAAGCUGACAUUGCCACUGGAGGUUAAACACGUCGAUGUAUUUAAGUAUUACAGCUUCAAUUUUGCUAUUUACGUGGCUACCAAGCAAGAGGAGGGACUGUACAACCUAUACUUUCACAGCUGCCCGAACUACGCUCCCAGCACAUUAUAUGAGCUUAAUUUUGAUGUAGACAUAGAGGAGAAGAACAGCGGAAAUUAUCUUUCGGCUGGAGAAAUGCCGCUACCGGCGCUCUACUUUAUGAUGUCGGUACUGUUCUUUCUUUCGGGCCUGUUUUGGGUGUUCAUCUUGCGAAAGAGCAAGCAUCCACUGUUCAAGAUCCAUUACUUGAUGGGCGUGUUGGUGUUUUUAAAAUCACUGUCGCUUAUGUUCCACGCUAUCAAUUAUCACUUCAUCGAGGUGCAAGGCCAACAUGUGGAAGCGUGGGCUAUUCUAUACUACAUCACACACCUACUGAAGGGUGCGGUGUUAAUAAUCACGAUUGUUCUCAUUGGCACCGGAUGGACGUUCAUUAAACACAUUUUGGCCGACAAGGACAAAAAGCUGUUUAUGAUUGUUAUACCACUGCAGGUGCUCGCGAACGUUUCUGAAAUAAUAAUCGCAGAAAGCGAUGAAGGUGACAAGGAAUACAACACCUGGACAGAUAUCUUAAUGUUGGUAGAUCUGUUGUGCUGUGGAGCGAUUCUGUUUCCGGUCGUGUGGUCUAUUCGCCACCUGCAGGAAGCCGCAGGUACCGAUGGUAAGGCGGCCAUCAAUCUGCGCAAACUCAAACUGUUCCGCCAAUUCUACAUCAUGAUUGUUUGCUACAUUUAUUUCACACGCAUCAUUAUUAUCUUACUGAAGAUUACGGUGGCUUUUCAAUACGCUUGGCUGGAUGAGAUGUUCAAACAGAUGGCAACAUACGUGUUCUUUGUUCUGACCGGCUACAAGUUCCGACCGGUAUCUCAACAUCCUUAUUUCUCUGUUCAAGACGAAGAACUCGAUGACGACGACGGCGAUGAUGACGAAGAGGUAGAAAUCCUCACUCAAUCCAGUUUAGGCGAGAGCAUUGGGAAGGUGACGAAUCGUGCACAACCAUUGUCGGCUGCGAUGACUGUUGCAACGUUUGUUGAAUCACAUGAUGAAGAGCGUGAAAAUUUAAUUAGUAAAAGAGAAUCAUCCCAUGAGUACGAUUAAACGGGUACGCCGAUUAGUUGCAGGUACGAACGUUCUAGAUAUGAAAGAGCUCCAAGAGCGGUCGCACAUUUGCUAUCGAUCUGUUGUUCUUAGGCAAUCAUUAUUUUCUUUGUUUCUGCAUAUGCUGCGUUAGUCAAUUGUCGUGCAGCAUAGACGCAAAUGCAUACUGUUCAAAUGCCAAACGGACGCGUAGAAAAUGGAUAAGGAAGUGCAUAGGUGGUGCAAAGUCAUCAGGAAAAUUGCUUUAUAAUGAAACCAUACUGUUUUUGGCAAACUUAUAUACUAUCAUAGUCAUACAUUCAUUGGAAUAUGUGAACAAAGGUUAAGAUGUUUUUGCUUCUACUCUUACUUGUUCUUUUACUUUUAUAAAACUAAUACAAACAAUUUACAAAGUUUUAAUCGUAACCGCCGGCACACUUUUCUACCUUUUCGCUGCGCUUUGUGUUCAACGUUCAGAAUUCCAGGAAGUCGGUACGGCAAACAGGACCUCUUUCUUGACAAGCAAGUCCUUUGUAGAAAUAUUUGAGGUGUAUGUCUUUGUGAUAAUACCAGUCAAACAGCCGGUUCUGUCAGACACCUUAGCAUCAUUUAUAGUUAUUUAAACUAAGGAUCAGUUUUUAAUUAUCCCGUUUCCUCGGACACCAUACAGAAAGCGACGAAACUAAUGCAAGUACUUUCAGUGCGGACUUUUUUAUCCAACAACAAAUAAGUUUUCAAUGAGUAACCUUAAGAAAAAAAAGGAACGAGGAAGCAGCAGUAAAAUAAAAAAAACGGAUUUAGCAUUUUUCCAUUGUAUGUGUAGUGCCGCUAAAUGCCACGGUCAUUGGUUCACUAUGCUUCACGUAGGUUUCAAAAGAGUUGACGACUACUGCAAUUAGAGAGAGAUUUGUGCAGGAUGGGAAACUGUUAAACUGAAAGCAACCGGUCAUGAGUCGUUCCGAUAUUGCGUGCAGUCUAUACGAAUGAAACUGCGUAGAUGUGAAAAUAAAAACUGUGAAAGAAAGAACUUAUAACACCAUCGCCACAACCACUGUCUAGCGCCACUGUGUCUAACUUGAGCGCAAGCAAAUAA